CUUGCACAUGUAUAUACAUAUAUGGAUAGAAUUGAACUAUAUAAAAUCACGUCAACUCACGGAAACGUUUCAUUAGUUAUUGAGACAUCAAACGUGAAGGGUGUGUGAAUAUUAUCCAGUUAUAAAAGUUCUUUGGUCACAUCAAUUAUUAGGACGAUGGAACUUGACAAGCAUGCGCACCAAUCAAAAUAUCAGCUUUAUUCCGGAAAUGUCAUAAAAAGUUUGACAGUUAACAAUUUGGGAAAAUUAUACCCACAUCAAAUAAAGGCGCUAUUGGCAGUGAAGGCAUAUUUCGACAGCAGUCCGAACAUUCCAGAACAUCCAGCAUUGGUCGUUGCCCCAACAGGCGCCGGAAAAUCAGGGAUAAUUUCUUUGUUGCCGUAUGUGUUGGGAUCAGCGAAAGCUUUUGUCUUGUCACCUUCCUUGUGCAUCACCGAUCAAUUGGAGAAAACGUUCGGGCUAAAAAAUGAAAACGUAAAGGAUAGCUUUGUCUUUGAAAUUGGACUGGUGAAAGAGGAGGAUUUGAAUGGAUUUUUAGAACGUGGUCUGGUGAUUAGAAAUGCAACUGCACCGGUGAACAUGAAAUGGUCAAACUUGGUUAUAGUUAACGCACAAAAAUUUAGCACAAGAAGUAGCUGUAGACUUGCAAUGCCCACGGCUCUCCAAGAAGAUUGUGACGAGGAAAUACGUGACAUGAAAGCUGUUAUUAAAAAAAUCCAAGAGAAUUUCAUGUCGUUCACCACCCUUAUUGUUGACGAAGCUCACCAUUAUCCAGCCUCAACCUGGGAUUUAAUUGUUAAGGAAUUUAAAGGCAAACAAAUUGUGUUCCUUACUGCUACUCCGUAUCGAGGAUCGGGCAAGGAUCCAUUAUGGAAAGGUCAAGAAAUUACGCACAAAAUCAACCAGCAAACACUGAUCGAUAAUAAUACUCUCCGUCCCAUUGAAUUUCGAGAAGUAAAGAACAGUGAAAUACCAUGGAGCACUAAUUUUGGCGAAUCUGACUGGCAGCUUAAAAAGUUGGAACGUAUUAUUCUUGAAAUUAUCAACGACCAUGAUCGACAAGUGCCUGGUGUGCAGCAUAAAGCUAUGGUUCUGGUGAACACCAUUGCAGAAGCCGAAGAUGGGUCAGCAGCCAUGGACAGAUCUACAUAUUACACUUCACAAGAUGGGACACAAAAUCUUCGAGCGUUUGAAAAUGGCUUGUACCGAAUUUUGUUUGUAUGUGGCAGACUUUUAGAAGGAUAUGAUAAUAGCGAAAUUAGCGUUUGUGUAAUCUUACGGAAUGUAGGAAGUCCAGGUAUUUUCACCCAAUUUGUGGGAAGAUGCAUUCGAACUAAUCCUAAAGAUGGAUCAGACACUGUAACUGCCGUCGUACUUUCACCCGAAGUUUACAAGCAGCAGAAGAACUUUAAUGAGUAUAAGAACUAUAAUGGACUUAUCUAGAAAAAUUUGUCUCUAGUAAUACGCUUAUAGCAAUAUGACUGAUAAAAGGAGUUUUAUAUUUGUAAUGCAUAAUCUUUAUAAGUUCAUAAGUUUUUAAUUUUUGACUAUCAUUCCUUUGAGUUUUUAUUAUUUUAAAAGAGCUGGACCUAAAUGUGUACUACUCUUAAAUUCUCAUUAUUUGACUUCAACCCCAUUGUAUCUUCGAUUAUGUCACAUUUUUCAUCUCAGAUAUAAAUAUGCGUUUAUAUGUAUAAUGUACAACUUCAGUUAUUAGUGUUAAUUCAAUACAUACUUUUGUAAUGCAUAAUAUAAAGUUUUUGCUGUUUAAUAUUUAUUGAUUUUGUAAUAAAAGUUUUUUAAUUGCUCUGCA
Folsomia candida is the source of this 1813-nucleotide messenger RNA. RefSeq lists its product as uncharacterized. NCBI's taxonomy places the organism in Eukaryota, Metazoa, Arthropoda, Collembola, Entomobryomorpha, Isotomidae. The coding region runs from base 157 to 1443 and encodes 428 amino acids. The transcript has 2 exons. Gene Ontology annotation, molecular function: hydrolase activity; ATP binding; DNA binding. The record is from RefSeq and is a predicted model, not a curated record.